AUGGUUGCGAUGUUAACAAUAAAGACUUUUCGAAUCUAUGUUUUGAAGAACUUUUAUUUUAAAUGCGGUGGAAUGGACUUGUCGCCUCAUUCCUGCUGUUUAUCUUUAUAAUCUGGCUGAAAAUAUGGCGGCAAAUGGCACAAGUUUCAAAUCAAAUUCGAUGAUAUUUCGAAAAUUUAUGAUAGAGGAACAAGUUACAGCAUCUAUUUCUACAAAAAAAAAAAAACUUUGAACAGUACGACAAUGUAUAAAAAAUUAUUUAUGCAUGCAAUACGAGAUUAG
Messenger RNA from Brugia malayi, 282 nucleotides. NCBI's taxonomy places the organism in Eukaryota, Metazoa, Nematoda, Chromadorea, Rhabditida, Onchocercidae. The record is from the annotation of a RefSeq genome assembly.